Molecule: messenger RNA, 1766 nt
Organism: Opisthorchis viverrini
Lineage: Eukaryota; Metazoa; Platyhelminthes; Trematoda; Opisthorchiida; Opisthorchiidae
Exons: 4
Coding region: 337-1680 (447 amino acids)
Biological process (GO): ubiquinone biosynthetic process; isoprenoid biosynthetic process
Cellular component (GO): mitochondrion; transferase complex
Molecular function (GO): prenyltransferase activity
Source: RefSeq, a predicted model, not a curated record
CCAGAUUUUAAUGUCUGAUGGUGAAUACAUUACAGACGGGCCUCUGAUUGAUCUGGCAGGACAAGACUGGCGCGACGAUAAUUUACCAUUUGAACUGAUUCAUGUGCAACCUUCCCACCUUCCCGACCCGGAACCUCAAAUCAGCGACGUACAGCAACUACUUCCAGGCAGUCUUCCAUUGGAAUUGGGUGUUGAGGCACGCUGGUCCGAACUGGACUUAGCGAACUUAUUCUUGAGUGCAAAUCUUUAUACCACACCUCCUUGUAUUCCAACCCAUCCGCUCCCGCUUUAGUUUUAUGCAAAUCUUUGCCAGCACUUCCGUUUGACCGUGUUUCUAUGAUGAGUAAUAAAUGGAAAAAUCUCAUCGUUCAAGCGGAAAAACUGCUUGGUGGUCCAGCACCAUUUAUCAACUUAAGUUCCCUGUUAACUUCAGAAGUUGAGUUUCUGGCAUCACGAGCCAGACGACUAGCUGGCACUGUUGAUCAUCCGUUUUUCAGCGCUGUUCGCGCAUGUUUCCAAGGCCGAUCAGGAAAUUAUCCUUUCCUUCCAUUGUCUCUUAAGUCUUUCGGGCCCGUUAACCGCGGAAACCUGACACAGCGUGCACCAUGUGGAUUGAUUAUCCUGUUAGCCGGUCAGUGUUCUGCCGGGAACCUUGGCAAGAGUAGUGUAAAGUUAUCCAAUCAAUAUCGGAAAUUGGCGGAGGUUUUUGAGACAGUGCAUUUGGCUGUGACCAUACACAAGAGUCUUGUGGAUCCCAGUUCGCUCAAACAUAUAUCUACUAGUGGCAAUAAUGGUUCGAACGAAGUGAACGGGCGGUCGCUUGUAAAAGACUGGGAAGCUGGAAACAAAGUGGCCACCUUGGUUGGUGAUGUUCUUCUUGCGUCCGUUUCCACGACCUUGGCUGAAUUUCGCAAUACCCAGGUGUUGGACGUUGUUUCUGAAUCCAUUGGUAAUAUGUUUGAGGCGGAAUUCCUCCCGUUUGCAAUGAAUUUCUCUCACGGUUCUUCGGCGAGUUCUGGCCAACUGGGACUCUCCACAGAUCAAGCUACAGACCAGUGGUUGAAUUACAUCGGUAUGUCUCAUGGCUCGUUGCUGGGUAGCUGUUGUCAAGCCACUUUACUUUUGGCGGGAACGUCUGGCAAGAAGCAGUCUGGAUCAAGUGAGACCGGCCACAGUUCUCACCUGGUUCAUAAAUUAGGUUACAACUGGGCUUUGCUUCUUCGUCUACUGGAGGAACGGGAAUUCGUACACCAUAUAUGGGCCAAUAAAACUAAAUAUGUCUCGUCGACCUCCUUUUUGAAUGCAAAUGCUGCGGUUUUUCCUCCCCGCCUUCGCGUCUUGAAUUACAUCAACAAUGGUCUACCGGAACCUACCUUACUCGAUGCCGUGAUGACCCAACAACGGACCACAGAAUCCGCUGAGACUCUGUUAGCGGAUGGAUUUACCACGGCUUUAUUACCCCAACACGCGUCACGUAUUUUCAACGCGUACGAUCAAUUGGGUCAGAAGCUUGCAAACAACCUCUCACAAGUGUUUGAUGAAUUCAGUGCCAUAAGUCAAUUGACACGAGAACGGGCCAGCUCGUCUGCCUUGAAUGUUCUGGGUGAAAUGACUCAUCAGUUGAGUUCCGAAGCAUGCCUCCGGUUGACCCCUGUUGUGAAUGUCAUGUCUGAUAGUUGAACUGCUAUCCUUUGUACAGAUUUAGCAUCAUUUCAUCGGUUUCGGUGAUUGCAGAAUAUAGUUUUUCGACAUCCUUUGCUUUUGUC